AUGUCAGAAUCAAUCAAAACUUCCAAAACAAACGCAAGUGGAGCAACUGCAGGCUCCUCUGUACCACCAGUAAAGAAGGCAGGAUUCAAUCAAGGACAAUUAGUCGCCACAGUCCAAACCUUACAAUUCGGUUGGUUUAUUGGUCAGUUUUUCACCCUCAUCGGUACCCUCUUCUAUUCCUUGACUUACUUCAAGAUUGGAGGUGCAAAAGCUGCAACUUUUUGGUACAUUUUAGCGCUUUUUGGAGUUGUCCAGAGUUUCGGUAUUCUUACAUUCCAAAAUUUGAAGAAAAGCGGAUUCAAAAUCGGUCCAAUCACCAAGGAUGAAAACACCCACUACUUAGCAAUUGGGCUUGUCUUUUUAAUUUUAAGACCUUACGUCUGGAUCCAAUUGAUCCCAUUUGGUCUCUUUUCAAUUUUCCACGUUUUGGCUUACACUGAAUCUUAUUUGCUUCCAAUUUUUGGUCUUGACUCAUCCAGUGCUCCUUCCAAAACUAUUGUGGCCAUUACAUCCAAGUACAAUUCCACAUCCAUUCAGGUGGCAAGUUUAAUUGAAAUUUACGGUUUAGGUUGGUUACUUAUCAGAUUGUUGACCUUCAGAAAAAAUUCUUUAUUACCGUUCAUUGCUUAUUUGGUUUUCAUUAAGAUCAGAUUUGAACAUUCCCAAUUUACUAGAAACUACCUCAAGUCUGCUGAAAUCCACACUGAUGACUUUGUUAACAAGCUUCAAGUACCAGCUGUCAAGCAAGUAUGGGUUAACGUUAAGGAAGCACUCAGAAGAAUUGGUGGUAUUUACUUAGUUAACAACUACACCAAGGAAAAGACAACCUAA
This is a messenger RNA of Dujonia railenensis, 831 nucleotides long. The record is from the annotation of a GenBank genome assembly. NCBI's taxonomy places the organism in Eukaryota, Fungi, Ascomycota, Pichiomycetes, Serinales, Debaryomycetaceae.